This is a messenger RNA of Labrus mixtus (cuckoo wrasse), 1570 nucleotides long. RefSeq names its product thioredoxin-like 4B (gene txnl4b). The record is from RefSeq and is a predicted model, not a curated record. NCBI's taxonomy places the organism in Eukaryota, Metazoa, Chordata, Actinopteri, Labriformes, Labridae. Gene Ontology annotation, cellular component: U5 snRNP; U4/U6 x U5 tri-snRNP complex; spliceosomal complex. Gene Ontology annotation, biological process: mRNA splicing, via spliceosome. The transcript has 3 exons. Bases 127 to 576 code for a protein of 149 amino acids.
GGAAAACAUUCGUGUUGAUUUCACGUUGUUUCUAGACGGAUUUUUGUUCAGCCUCGUACAGGAGUAACGCCGUAUUUCCUCCUGCUGCAUACAAAAACAAAGGGUGCCAACUUGUUUGCCUCGAAAAUGAGUUUGUUUUUGCCCAAAUUGACUUGCAAAAAAGACAUAGAUGAAGUGAUUAAAGGCGUAGCGGAGAAGGUCUUAGUCUUGAGAUUUGGCAGAGACGAAGACUCGGUUUGUCUCCACCUGGAUGAGAUCCUGUCAAAAACAGCUCAUGACCUGAGCAACAUGGCCUCAAUAUACAUCAUUGAUGUGGAUAAAGCUCCAAUCUACACACGAUACUUUGACAUCAGCUACAUCCCCUCCACUGUUUUCUUUUUCAAUGGACAGCACAUGAAAGUGGAUUAUGGCUCUCCAGAUCACACCAAAUUUGUCGGCAGCUUCAAGACCAAGCAAGAUUUCAUGGAUCUUAUCGAAGUCAUUUACAGAGGAGCCAUGCGUGGGAAGAUGAUUGUUCAGAGUCCAAUAGAUCCUCAAAAUAUUCCAAAAUAUGAUCUCCUCUACCAUGGUAUUUAGAGUUACAGUCCCCACCUACACAGUGUGGCCUUAUGUUUACAAGGACUUACUGCUGUUGGCAUCAACCUCUUCUACCAUCAUGUAAUAAAAUGCUGGUUAAUGACUCGACUAAAGAUAGCUCUUUUUUGUUUUGACACACUCUAAAAAAUUCUCAAUAUAAAAUAAUUGUUAGUUUUUUAGAUUGCGAAUAAAGAACUUGAAAGCCUUUAUUUAUUUACUUUUUACUGGGCCUUUUAUUUAGAGACUUUACCUUCGGUCAACACAAAUGUUUGAGGAUAAGGUGACGGUAAACAAAUGAUUUGCUAACUUGUUAACAUAGUUUGGAAGAAUAUUGGUUUAAGACUGGUUUUGUAAAUGUUUACUGCUGAAGUAGUUGUCGGUAAUCCCUCAAGUAUACACCCAAUCUUUUCAUCAGUAAAAGUAAACACACAUUUUGUUUACAAGUAAACUGCACAGGGAACAUGUAAUGAAAAUGUUCACACAAGAACACUGUUUACCCAAACAUCUGUGAAAUGCAUCAAAUUCAUAUUUGAUUUAUUUGCUCAUUUCAGUGUUUGGUUCCCACAAAUAUAACACAAAACAUGAAAUAUUUUCUCAUGAUAACAGGAAGAAGAAAACUUAUUAUACCUGCCCCUUUGAUCGAGUUUUAAAUGUGGAACAGACUGACAUUUAAAUAAAUAAAAGACCAAAAUCAGUUUGAUUGGCUUUUCAAGCUUAAGUCAGUUUUAUUUGCAGCAGGACUUUUUAAUCCUUGAAAAACUUUUUCCCCCCAUUAUUUUUACCUUUUUUAUUUUCUUACUGUUUUGAACUGUACAAUUUGAUAUAAGGUCUGAUUAUUGAAAAACACGUUUUACUUCAUUCUAUUUAUUUCUUUUGAAAAGGCUGUGUCAUUAUGAUGUUUCCCAUGGAAAAGAGCUGCAUGUCGGCCGAGAGAUACACUUUAUUUAUCCAAUGUCUGUGCUUCGUUUGUACAAUAAACUUGAUUAUAAAACUA